AUGGCUGGUGAAGUUCCAAAUUUAGCAGAGUCGAAGUUAAGAGCUUUGGUGGUCGAUGACAAUUUGGUAAACCAAAUGACGCAUCAUAAACUCUUGGACCGUCUAGGUAUUCAAAACGAUGUCGUUUGUAAUGGCCAAGAAGCUGUGGACGUUCAUUGUUCCGGUAGAAACUAUGAUCUCAUUCUAAUGGACAUGGAGAUGCGCAUCAUGAAUGGUAUUCAGGCGACAAAGAUACUAAGAGAGAUGGGGAUAGAGAGCAAGAUAGCAGGAGUAACAACUAGAGCUGAGGAAGAGGAGAGGAAAGAGUUUAUGGAAGCUGGCCUUAACUACUUUCAAGAGAAACCUCUCACAAUCUCUAAACUUGUUUCUAUUCUUCAUAAUCUUGAUUUUUGCGUACAAAACCAAAACCAUACCAAAUUUUUUUAA
Messenger RNA from Eruca vesicaria subsp. sativa (arugula), 426 nucleotides. NCBI's taxonomy places the organism in Eukaryota, Viridiplantae, Streptophyta, Magnoliopsida, Brassicales, Brassicaceae. The record is from the annotation of a GenBank genome assembly.